Mytilus trossulus (common blue mussel) is the source of this 2807-nucleotide messenger RNA. RefSeq lists its product as uncharacterized. The transcript is spliced from 2 exons. Gene Ontology annotation, biological process: protein monoubiquitination. The record is from RefSeq and is a predicted model, not a curated record. NCBI's taxonomy places the organism in Eukaryota, Metazoa, Mollusca, Bivalvia, Mytilida, Mytilidae. Bases 59 to 1411 code for a protein of 450 amino acids. Gene Ontology annotation, molecular function: ubiquitin protein ligase activity; zinc ion binding.
CGUCCUUUCCUAUACACGUGUUUUUUUUUUGAUUUUUACUGUCAAGACAAAAUGAAUAAUGGCCACUAACAAUAACAUUUGUGAUGUAUGUCGGCAGACAUCAACUGUAACACACUGGUGUUUGGAAUGUGAGGAAGCUUUAUGUAGCUAUUGUAUUGAGCAUCACAAGGAACGGAAACUAACCAGGAAACACAAACCAAUACCCAUUUCGAAAUAUGAGUCUCUGCCUUCCUUUAUAACCGACAUUCACCGAUCAUGUGUCGAUCAUAACGAGAUAUACCAAUUGUACUGCAGUAAACAUGACAAAACUUUGUGUUAUUUGUGUAUAAUUGACCAUGGGAAAUGUGGUGUCAUCCCACUCGAAGAUGUAAAUAAAAAUAAAAUUCAACAUUUAGAAUUACGUAUGGGAGACAUUCUAAAAAACAUUGAAACAAUCAAGAAUGAAAAAGAUUCCAAUAUGUCCACCAUCCAGAAAUAUAUAGCCGAAGUAAAAACUGUUAGAAAAGAAAUAAACAAACUUUUAGAUAAACUAGAAAAAGAUAUUAACGAAAAGAAAAAUGAAUGUCGAGAGAAAAUCAAGAAGAUUACAUCGAAACUGAAUAAAAGAGAAACGGAAACAGUAAAAUGUCGGACCAUUGUCGAUAAUAUAAAACAAAAUGCCACUGACUUGCAGACUUUUGAAAUAUUAAAAGAUAUUGAAGAAAUAAUAACAGAAAAAGAACAAUACCUCCAAACGGGAAUCGACAACGUUGAAGUAGUUGUAGAUACUGGACUGCUCAAUAUCAUGAAUAUUGUACAUGAUUUAAAGACAAUAGGGACGUUUGAUAUUAAGACACAUAAACGAUUUGUCUCACAAGAACCAAGCACUAUAACAAACAAGUUAUUCUUCAAGUGUAAGAAAAUUGAUAAUAUUAAAUUAAGUCUGCGGAAGGAGAUCUCAAUACGUCAAAGUAAUAUCACCUGUAUCAGAGGUUGUUGCAUAUCUCCUAAUGGUCAAUUUUUUUUCACAGAUCGCUUUAAGUGUUGUGUAUAUCAGCUUAAUGCGGUGUUUGCUUUGAGGAAUACUUGGUUAAUUGAGCCUUCUUUGGGAUACGGAAUAGUAUGUCUUGAUGCACAAACGGUGGUUAUUUCAUCCGGGAUUCAUUGUUUUAAACCUGGCCUUGCCGUUUUAAACCUUCAACUACAGAAAAAGAAAACUUUUAUAGAACUUCCAGGUCGUACUUACGGCGUUACAAAAGAUGGCCAAUCAUUAUUUACCUGUGUUCAAAAUCAGGGUAUUUAUGAAAUAAAUUUGACAGAUUUUAAAACUACAAGAAUAAUAAGGUGCGACAUUACAUCAUCUUCCCAUAUAGCUGUAUAUGCCGACAAAAUAUACUAUACUGACAAUAACGAAGAUUGUGAUUUGUUGUGAUCGUAAGGGAUUACACAUUUGGACCUUUAAAGAUGUGUCUGUUCUUCAGAACCCACGGGGUAUAGCAGUGGAUGACGGCAAUGUGUUUGUAGUUGGUGAAAUGACAGACAACGUUAUAGCCAUAUCAAGUGAUGGAAACAGUUACAGGGAACUUCUCACCAAACACGAAGGUCUCUCUUCUUCGUCUGCCAUUUUCGUUGAUAGAAAGAAGAAAAACAUUCUAGUUGCUAAUACUGGAACAAAAGCGUUUCUUGACAAUUUUUCAUUUCAGUGAUUUAAAUCAAUGUUAAAAGAAACAUAAAUGAAUUAGAGUUGGUCCAUUUUUUACCCGCAAACAUAACCAAGAUGGCCACCAUGGCUAAUAAUAGAACAUAGGGGGGAAAUAUAAAUUUCGGCUUAUAUCUCAGAAACCAAAGCAUUAAUUUUAAGGAAAUUUUGCCGAUUCUGGUUAUUAUCUUGAAUAUGUUUAUAGAUAGAAACAAACUGUACAUCACUAAUGUUCAGCAAAGUAGGAUCUACGAAUAAGUCAACAUGACUAAAAUGGUUAGUUUACCCCUUAAGGAGGCUCGCGGGUAUAAGAUUUUCGGAAAAAAAUUUAACAUUAAUUUUUCAUUACAAGUUUUAUUUAUUACCGUGAGUAGUUGUUACUUUAUCAUUUGGCACAAAAAUCAUUCCAACAAAACAAUUCGUGUUGGCCCAGGUGACUUUUAAAAUGUUAAUAUCAUUGAAAAAGCUCCAAAGUAUCUCCCUUUAAAUCAAAAUUGCCAUUUUUUUACUCACCGGUGACCUAUAUUUUUUAUUGUUGUUUUCGAGUAAGCUGUGCAUAAACUAAAUAAUUGUAAAAUGUAAGCGAUUUCUGCAAUUUAGUUCUUUUUGUAUUUCGAUAUUACCGGUAUUUCUCCUAUUAGUUCAUCAGAAAAAAAGGACAUUACAUUUUAUUUAAAUAAACAAGGCCGUUAGUUUCUCGUUUGAAUUGUUUUACAUGGUCUUAUUGGGGCCUUUUAUAGGUGACUAUGCAGUAUGGGAGUUACUCAUUGUUGAAGGCCGUACGGUGACCUAUUAUAGUUGUUAAUGUCUGUGUCAUUUUGGUCCUUUGUGGAUAGUUGUCUCAUUGGCAAUCACACCACAUCUUCUUUUUAAUAUUAACAAAAAUGUAUGCUUUUUUCGAAGGCAGAUUGUGAGCGUAAAUGAACGGUGACCCCAUUUUUUUUAUAAAUCAAUGCAUGACCAAAAUUGUCAAUUGAUCACUUAAGGAGUUAUUGUCCUUUAUGGUCUUUUUUAACAAUUUUUAUAAAUUUUGGAUUUUUUUACAAAAGAUUUUCCUCUGUAACUUUUGCGUCAAGUUCAUGUAAGAUAGUUAUAAUUGUAAUCAGCAAACAUGUUCAGUAAAUCAAGG